Setaria italica (foxtail millet) is the source of this 775-nucleotide messenger RNA. RefSeq names its product histone H3.2. Gene Ontology annotation, molecular function: structural constituent of chromatin; DNA binding; protein heterodimerization activity. The coding region runs from base 108 to 518 and encodes 136 amino acids. Lineage: Eukaryota; Viridiplantae; Streptophyta; Magnoliopsida; Poales; Poaceae. Gene Ontology annotation, cellular component: nucleosome. The transcript has a single exon. The record is from RefSeq and is a predicted model, not a curated record.
UUCCCCGCCGCAGAAGCAAAUCUCCCGUCUCCAUUUCAAACGCCCGCCCAACCUCUCCGCCUCCGAUUCCCCAGCUCCCCACCGGACCCACCCCAAUCCCCUCGGCGAUGGCCCGCACGAAGCAGACGGCGCGCAAGUCCACCGGCGGCAAGGCGCCGCGGAAGCAGCUGGCGACGAAGGCGGCGCGCAAGUCGGCCCCGGCGACGGGCGGCGUGAAGAAGCCCCACCGCUUCCGCCCGGGCACCGUCGCGCUCCGUGAGAUCCGCAAGUACCAGAAGAGCACGGAGCUGCUGAUCCGGAAGCUCCCCUUCCAGCGCCUCGUCCGGGAGAUCGCGCAGGACUUUAAGACGGACCUCCGGUUCCAGUCCUCGGCCGUCGCCGCCCUGCAGGAGGCCGCGGAGGCCUACCUUGUCGGGCUCUUCGAGGACACCAACCUAUGCGCCAUCCACGCCAAGCGCGUCACCAUCAUGCCCAAGGACAUCCAGCUCGCCCGCCGCAUCCGCGGGGAGCGCGCCUAGGCGUUUCGCUUCCCGCGCUUGGUUGCUGCUACUAGGUGUUUAGGCUGCUGUCGUCGUUCUUCUAGGCGUUGCGUUGUUAUUGGGUUCCUGCAAUGUGCUGGUGCUAUCGAUGAAUUAUGAAUUUAUGACUAGCAGUUGUCAAGUCGAGAGAAAUGCAGUGGAAGUUUGUGAUGCUCUGCUGAAUUGCUAGUACAGAUUUCUUUGUUAGGCUCUCUGAAUCUGUUCUUGAAAUGACCCAUGUGAUGGAUUGUGACUUA